CGGCGGGAUGUGCUCUUGCUGCAAGGCUCGCGCGGUCUUCUAUGCGACCCAAGGUCCUCCUCUUGGAGGCUGGACGGCGCAACAAUGACAAAGACCUGAAGGUCGAUGGCCAAAGAUGGACGACCUUUAUGAACGGUGACCUGAACUGGGGCUACAAGACCACCCCUCAAGAGCAAUGUCACGGACGUCAGAUCGACUACUCCCGCGGAAAGGUCCUGGGCGGUAGCAGUGCCAUCAACUUCGGUGUGUAUACUGUAGGUGCCCGUGAUGACUACAACCAGUGGGCAUCUGCGGUCGGCGAUGACUUCUUCAAAUGGGAGCGCAUGCAGCCGCGAUUCAAGAGCCUGGAAUCUUUCAGCGGCGCUAUCGCUGAUGCUAAGAAUGCUAAAUACGCGACCCCUAAUGCAUUUGACCAUGGAUCUCGCGGUGGCUUGAAGCUGGGAUAUGCCGCCGAGUGGGAGCAGGACUUGCCUCUUGUGAUGGAUGCGUUCGAACAGGCGGGUCUUCCUCGAAACCCGGAUCAGAACUCAGGCGAUCCUCUGGGGAUGGCCCUCGUUAUCAACUCUUCUCAUAACGGUCAGAGAGUCACUGCUAGUGACCUCUUACUCGGCGCCCCUGACAAUCUCACUGUCAUUACUGAGGCGCCGAUUCAGCGAGUUGUUCUCGAUGGCAAGAAGGUCAUCGGUGUGGAGUCCAGGGGAAAGAAAUAUCUCGCAUCUAAGGAGGUUGUAUUGACCACUGGCUCUUUGGAUACUCCCAAGAUCCUGAUGCAUUCGGGUAUUGGGCCUGCACAGGAGCUCCAGAAGUUCCAGAUUCCUGUGAUUCACGAUGUGCCCGCUCUUGGUAAAGGUCUUCGCGAUCACUUCUUUGCGCCCUUGUGCUUCCAGCGCAAACCGGAAACAAAUGACCGCAACGCCUUCUUCGGCAACAAGGCCGCCAUGGACUCUGCCAUGGAACAAUGGAGAAAAGACGGCACGGGGCCCUGGGCCAAGCAUUCCUGCCAGAUUGCAGCUGGAUGGUUCAAGUCGGACCGCGUCACAUCUUCGGCCGAGUUUAAGGCCCUCCCUCCGGCAGUCCAGGAUUUCAUGAAGCGUGAAACCGUGCCCCAGUAUGAAUUCUUAUCGCAUUUCCCUCUCCACCUCCUCGACCCCGACUUCACGAAAGACUACAGCUACGUCUGCACGCUGGUGUUCUUGAUGAACGAGCAGUCUAGCGGCGAAGUUACGCUGCAGUCAUCCGACCCCGACGUGCCUCUUCUCUUCGACCCGAAGGUCCUUUCCCACCCAUUUGACCGGCGCGCAUGCAUUGAAAUUUACCGCCAGGCGAUGGAGGUGUGCAACCACGAGGCGUUCAAGAAGGACAAUGUUUCCACAUUGAUUGCGCCCGCCUCAGACUCAGACGAGGACAUCUUGGAACACUGGAGGAACACUAUGGGCUCUAGCUGGCAUAUGACCGGCACAGCCAAGAUGGGCAAGCCCGGCGACGCUGAUGCGGUGGUGGACCCUAAAUUCCGGGUCAUUGGCAUCGAGAACCUGCGUAUCGGUGACAUGAGUGUGGUGCCGGUCUUGACGAACAAUCACACUCAGGCAACCGCUUAUGUGACUGGUGUGACGUGUGCGGAUGCCUUGAUUGCCGACUAUGACCUCGAUAUUCAAGCCCGGCUGUGAGCGAAAUUUUUCUUUCUUCUGAAUGUUUGGACAGGUUUUU
Molecule: messenger RNA, 1707 nt
Organism: Aspergillus melleus
Lineage: Eukaryota; Fungi; Ascomycota; Eurotiomycetes; Eurotiales; Aspergillaceae
Product: GMC family oxidoreductase
Exons: 2
Coding region: 42-1667 (541 amino acids)
Molecular function (GO): flavin adenine dinucleotide binding; oxidoreductase activity, acting on CH-OH group of donors
Source: RefSeq, a predicted model, not a curated record